UUGCGUCUCGAUCGCAGCCGCGUUACCACGAAUGCCGACGCCGAAUCGGCAACCAUCGCCGAGUUCCGGCACCACCGGCACCACCUCCACAGUGUCGUCGACAAUUGGUGAGGGCGAUGCGACCCAAAGCGUUAACAUGUACCCGAUGGGUGUCGCAACGUCCACCGCUACGGCGACAGCAAUACCGGUAACGACGGCGACCUCGGCGACAGCACCGAUGUCGUCGACGGCCACUUCCAGCACCGGAAGCCAGACUGGUAUCUCCAGAAGCGUUUCCGUGCCGAAUGCGCCGCGUCCGGUCAUUCAGAUCAGCAGCUCUUCGGCAAGCACCUCGGCGACGCAACGACCAAGAUUAAGGAGGAACUUCAGCCGCACCGAGGCUAUCCGGAAUUACAUCAGACGCGAGACAGCGCAGUUUUUCGGGGUCGAUGAGGAAUCGGAGGCCCUAGAGAAGCAGAGAUGGCUGGACCGACGGCGGCGCAUGGCGUCAAGGAAGUACGGCGCGUUGGUAGCAGAACAUAAGCCACCAGAUCCGGAUAUCACCAAGGACGUACCGGACGCAACUGAGAUACCAGAAGGUGUUACGCUCAGACGAUGGCAACAACCAGUACGAAGGAAAGAUUCUGUUGCGAGGAUAACGCUGUCAGGUCUCCAUUACAUCAUCGAGUCGCUAACAAAACAACGUUCUCGCGAGCGUUCACAUUUGCGCCCGGAAUCGCGCAGUUUUCCGCCGAGCGUGGUCGCGUACCUGUCGAGGUCAGAAGGGGUGUCGUAUCACGGCAGCGGCCAAGACGAGGAGGAAUCUUUCUUUGAAAGGCCACCACCACCCCCACCACCCCUGCCACCACCGCUAUCGUCGCAGCAGUCGCAAACGCAGAUUGAUCAAACUCCUAGUGGGCUGGUUAAGGAUGAAGAAGUCGAAACCAAGGUUGCGGACAUCCUCGAAACCGAGCAAGACCACGAAGGAAUCAGUUCUGAGGAAUUGGUCGGGUUUGCACAACAGAAAAAUGACAGGACAACGAUCGACGGACAAAUUAGACGACCCCGUCAGAUCACGAGGGACCAUUACACUUCCAGAAAGACAAGUUGGAGCAGGUCAAAGUACGAUGCGUCUCCGGCGGAGAGUACGCGAGUAUCACACAAUGAAGGGGUGACUCUCAGGAAGGAGUUAGCUGGCGCCACGAGAAUCUCCCCGAACACAAUAGAUCGCGUCUUCGACAACAGUAAUCGACGGCAAUACGGGAUGGGCAUCGUCGGUCGUUUCUUCGGGCGAUCUUUCCGGAAGAGUGUUGCGCGCAAGCCAGACAUAAAGAAGCAAUUAGACGACUUCGAGGAUCAUCGGCCGUAUUUCACAUAUUGGAUCACCACCGUGCAAGUGUUGAUUCUCAUAAUAUCGUUGGCGUGCUACGGAUUCGGUCCUGUUGGGAUGGAUCUCAAUCAUCGGUCGGGGCUGGUUCUCGUAACGAGUCUGUCGUUGCAACAAGUCGACUAUCAGGAACCAGCAAAUUUCUGGCUAGGUCCGAGAGCUGCAGACCUAAUUCACUUGGGUGCUAAGUUCGCGCCGUGUAUGCGCCGGGAUAUUAAAAUCUUGAAGGAAAUCGACAUCUGGCGAGAAAGAGAACGAGACACCGCCUGCUGCAUCAGGAAUGAUGACUCAGGCUGUGUCCAAUCCAGUAAAGCCGACUGCUCGGUCCGAGGAUUAAGAUCUACCGUUACGAAUACAAUCUCGACCUGGAAAAAGUGGGGACCCGGCGACAGUGGACCUGGUGGUCGCAUCAGCGGAUCAGUUUGCGGCUUGGAUCCGAAGUUUUGUGACGCUCCGGCAAGUAUUGCCCCUUACGAGUGGCCGGACGACAUUACAAAGUGGCCGAUCUGCCGAAAAACUAAUCCUUUCAACCAACGCUUCAGCAAAAACGGAAGUCAACGUAUCAACGGCAACUUCCCUAUUGGUCGCUAUAAGGAUAAAAUGGCGGAACACAUGGUGUGCGAAGUGAUAGGUCAUCCGUGUUGCAUCGGGAUUCACGGAAUGUGUCGGAUCACCACGAAGGAAUAUUGCGACUUUGUCCACGGUUACUUUCAUGAGGAAGCGUCCCUGUGCUCGCAGGUGGAAUGUUUGCACGACGUCUGUGGGAUGAUACCGUUUCUGCAUCCGGAAUGGCCGGACCAGUUUUACAGACUUUUCACUACCACUUUCCUUCACGCCGGAAUCGUCCAUUUGGCAAUUACGUUGCUGAUUCAGUACUUUCUGAUGAGGGAUUUGGAGAAACUGACAGGAUCUUUGCGCAUUGCUUUCAUUUAUUUUAUCGGGGCUCUCGCUGGGAAUCUGGCUAGCGCAAUUUUCGUCCCUUACAGGGCUGAGGUUGGUCCGGCCGGCGCACAUUUCGCGCUCUUGGCUACGUUAGUAGUAGAAGUACUUCAUUGUUGGCCUAUGCUGAAGCAUCCACGACGCGCACUGUCCAAGCUGAUUCUAAUUUUGUUGGGGUUGCUCGUGUUAGGCAUUCUGCCGUGGGUAGACAACUAUGCGCACCUAUUUGGCUUCAUCUUUGGUUUUUUGGCGGCUUACGCGCUGAUGCCAUUCAUCUCAUUCGGCCAUUAUGACCGCAGACGGAAGAUUCUACUGAUCUGGGUUUGUUUGAUCCUAAUCGUGGGCCUGUUCGCGCUGCUGCUCGCACUCUUCUACAACGUACCGGUAUACGAGUGUGAGGUAUGCAAGCUAUUCAACUGCGUACCAUUUACCCGCGACUUCUGCGCUUCCCAAAACAUCAAUUUCAAGCGGGAGGAACCAGUAUGACACAUGGGGCCGCGGUUCAUAGACGAGCGCGAAGUUGUUCCGUUUGGCCCCCGACCUCACGCUCUUCAUCAUCGCGCACACCACCACAAUCCAUCAUUAGCAUUCGCUGUGCUCGUCCUAGGGAUGCUUCCCCUCGAUUCCUGAAGUUGCAAAAUUAUUUAAAGCUAAUUCAGCAAUUUCUUCAUUCGAAGGCUGUCCGAAACUGGAGAUCUUCUAAUUCACUGGAAUCUGACACCAUAAAUUACGUAAAACUAGAGGGAGAUUUUCUGAGAAUUAUUAGGUAUCCAAAGGAAAUGUCUUGAACCUUUGAAAAAGCGGAGAAGAAAAGAGGAGAUCUUGGAGGGAAUUAAGAUAAAAAUUAAAAAAGGACUUUUUGCUUCUAAAGUAGUUGAGAGAAAUAUUUUCUUUCAUUUUAAUUAUGAGAGUCGAUGUCCUGGAAAUAUCAGGAGAAAAGAAAUUU
Messenger RNA from Dinoponera quadriceps, 3251 nucleotides. Its product is annotated as inactive rhomboid protein 1. NCBI's taxonomy places the organism in Eukaryota, Metazoa, Arthropoda, Insecta, Hymenoptera, Formicidae. Gene Ontology annotation, molecular function: serine-type endopeptidase activity. The transcript has 14 exons. Gene Ontology annotation, cellular component: endoplasmic reticulum membrane. The coding region runs from base 32 to 2791 and encodes 919 amino acids. The record is from RefSeq and is a predicted model, not a curated record. Gene Ontology annotation, biological process: regulation of epidermal growth factor receptor signaling pathway; regulation of protein secretion.